This is a messenger RNA of Meleagris gallopavo (turkey), 3024 nucleotides long. The record is from RefSeq and is a predicted model, not a curated record. Lineage: Eukaryota; Metazoa; Chordata; Aves; Galliformes; Phasianidae.
AUGCGGGGCUGGGAGGCGCUGAGGCCGCCUGGUGGCUGCGGGCUGGGAGCGGGGGGAAUCGGGCUUGGCAAGAGUGCGGGGGAGAGCGGAGCCGGGAGGAGGAACGCUCACGUGCCUUCCAGGAACAUCGGCCGUGAGCGGGCUGGGGAUGCCCGCCGGCUCCCACGGGGCUCAACUGCAGGAAAUCGGGCUGCACUGACAGCCCAGCACGGCUUUUUCCUGCGCUGUCUAUCCAGCGCUCCCCGACCCUUCUUCACGCUGCCUCCUGCAGCGCCCGCUCCUCACAGGGGCCGGACGAGGCUCAGCCCCGUGCCGCGUAACCCCGGGGCCGCAGCCGCGCUCUCACGUCUGGGCGGCGUGAGACGGGGCACCGCGCAAUCCGCCGAGGUUCCGCCGCUUAAAAACCCAAUUCGGCACCCGGGAAGACCUUAUUUUGAAGGACUGUCACACUCCAGCUCUCAGACAGAAAUCGGUAGCAUCCACAGCAUCAGGAGCCAGAGAGAGCCAUCAAGUCCUGUAGAAGUGCCUGAAAAGACAAAGAGUCUUGGAACCAAACACACAGACGACAGUAUUUCUGACACUGUCUCUUUUGAGUCUAACCAGCAAGCUGAGGUCCAAGAAGCAGAACUUCCUGCACCAGAUGUGUUUGUUGAGAAGCUCCCACCCAGCGGGAAGAUCACCAAGACGGAGUCCCUCAUUAUCCCAUCCACCAGGUCUGAAGGGAAGCAAACUGGACGUCGGGGAAGAAGCACAUCUCUGAAGGAGAGGCAGCCAGUGAGGCCACAGAAUGAGAGAGCAAACAGCCUGGACAAUGAACGAUCUCCAGACACCCGGCACCACUUACAGAUCCCCAGGAAAACUGUGUAUGACCAACUAAAUCACAUCCUGGUUUCUGACGACCAGCUGCCAGAAAACAUUAUUCUUGUCAAUACUUCAGAUUGGCAAGGACAGUACCUGUCAGAUGUCUUACAAAAGCAUACCUUGCCAGUGGUCUGUACGUGUUCCUCGGCUGAUAUUCAAGCAGCUUUCAGCACUAUUGUCUCCAGGAUACAGCGAUACUGUAACUGCAAUUCUCAGCCUCCAAGCCCAAUUAAAAUUGCAGUGGCCGGAGCCCAGAAUUACCUCAGUGCUGUAUUGAGGCUCUUUGUAGAGCAGCUGUCUCACAAAACCCCAGACUGGCUUGGCUACAUGCGAUUUUUGAUCAUCCCUCUAGGCUCUCAUCCAGUGGCCAAGUAUCUGGGGUCUGUAGAUUAUAGAUACAACAACUUCUUCCAAGAUGUAGCCUGGAGAGAUCUGUUCAACAAACUUGAAGCACAGACCACUGUUACAGAAACGCUUGAUGUUGUCUCCCGAAUAACUCAGUACAUAGCAGGGGCAAACUGUGCACACCAGUUGCCCAUUGCCGAAGCGAUGCUGACGUACAAGCAGAAAAGGAAAAAGAGCUUUCAUUUUGAUUUUACUCUAAGCCCUGAUGAGGAAUCUUCGCAGAAGUUCAUUCCCUUCGUUGGGGUGGUGAAGGUUGGAAUAGUGGAACAAUCUUCUGCGACGUCAGGUGACUCUGAUGAUGCAGCUCCCUCAAGCUCCAGUGUCCUUUCUUCUACCCCACCUUCUGUAUCUCCUGCUGUGAAAGAAGCCUCCCCCACACCACCUUCUUCACCGUCUGUCACAGGCAGCUUCUCAUCCUCAAGCCAGGGCCUUGGUGCUGAGCUGAUGGGCCUGCAGGUGGAUUACUGGAUUGCAGCUCCACCCAUGGACAGAAAGAGAGACCCGGAGAAGAAGGACCCUUCCACUACCAAAAACACACUGAAAUGCACUUUCCGGUCCCUCCAGGUCAGCAGGUUACCUGCCAGCGGGGAGAUCGCCACCACUCCAACCAUGUCCAUGACGGUCGUGACAAAGGAGAAGAACAAGAAAGUGAUGUUUUUACCCAAGAAAACAAAAGACAAGGAGGUUGAGUCAAAGAGCCAGUGCAUCGAAGGAAUCAGCAGGUUGAUUUGCACAGCGAAGCAUCAGCAGAACAUGCUGCGAGUCCUGAUCGACGGAGUGGAGUGGAACGACGUCAAGUUCUUUCAACUGGCAGCACAGUGGUCCUCUCAUGUCAAGCACUUUCCCAUCUGCAUAUUUGGGCACUCCAAAUCUAACUUCUAGCCACGCUCGGAGGGACCUCUGUCCAUCCCAGGGACUGCACACCAGGAGCCAGGAACUGCGUGCCAACUCGACUCGCAUCACUCUGCCCUCUCCUGCAGAAUUAAUUACAGAUGUGCUUGGAUUACUUUUGAAUUACUUUUUUUCUAUUAACUCUUAAGUUUACUACAAGGGAAGGAAACCCCUUUAAACAAAGGCAAAAAAAACAACAGUCUUAAAUAUAGAUGUGCUGUCAACAAAGCUGUGGGGGAGUUGGCAGGAGCAGGCAACCUGCCCAAACACCUCCCACUUCAGAGCAGAUAGCUGAAUAACUGCACUGCUUAUUAACCUGAGACCUCAUUGGUGUGUGUGGGCUAGGGGGGCCGUGGAUUUUGCAGAAGAUCCUGCAUGUUACGAUGCGUUUCGACCCCUCCCUCCAUAUUUCUAGGAAAACCGAUGGCCAGUCUUUCUUCCUGCUGCCAAAGGAUGAGAGAUCAGCGAGUCUGCAGGGCAUCCAGCUGUCCGGUUUGAAAACCAAACCGGUGGUUUGCAGAGCUAGAGAGGGGCAGAGAGGAACUUGUCCUGCACCACGAGGGGUCUGCCCUGGGGCUGGGCAGGUGUCUGUACUCAGUGCUGCCUGAGGAAGGCUGGGCAGGAGCAGGAACUGGGGAAACACAAGGUGUAAGGAACCUCUGCUGUCCCUGGUCUGUAACAAAGACCAAACCGAGCCAGUCACCUGCAGUGCUGCUGAGGGACACCACGUCAGUGGGGUCGCUGCUAUUUACAUACUCACACCGAUUAUUUACUUGUCAAUAAAACCUCGUCCAGCCUCCAAGGGGAAAGGAUUUUUUUUUAAUAGCCGCAAAUUUUUUUAAUGCUUUCUUAAAAAAUAAAAAAGAC